AUGUUAUUGGAAAAAAGCCUAUUCUUGUUUUGUAAAGUGCUCGUCUUCUUUAUAAAUGCAUAUGGUGCCACUGAAACGAAGAAUACCACCAACGCUUUAGCAGAACAUCAUCUUGGAGGAACUUUAGGAAAUAAACGGGUUAGUUUCUUUAGUCAUUGGGCUAGUUUGCUACAACGAGAGUACCUUUUAAUUUUAGCAGAAGUUCGUUCAUAUAAAUACUCUAACUACAAUACAUAUUGUAUAUGAACGUAAACCUCAUCGGGUUAAUAUAUGAUCCUAACUUGCGUUGCGCGUAUUGUAUGUUUUAAUAAGAACUGACAUUGUUUGUAUUUUCUCGCAAGAUGUCAAUACUGGUACCAAAGCGAAAGCAAGUCGGAAAAACCUUGUGACCUUUUUCUUCGUAAAAUUAAAAAAUGAGAAAAUGUCACAUUUUAAAUAUAAUCUUUAUUAGCAUUGGUUAAUCAUGACCAUAAUCAAAUUUAGUUUGAUCAAUUAGUUGAUAGCUGCUUAGAAGAUUAUUAUAAAAACUUAUUUUACAAGUUGUAAACACCAAUCGAAUUUAGCCAAUCAGAAGCAAACAUGACAAAAAUAGUGACAUGCCAACAUUGGUGUAAAUUUUUGCAGCAAACUAAACUGAAUUAGGCAGCUAAUAUUUGACAGAAACGUGUACAAUAUCACAAGAGCAUUUCCAUAGAUUUUUUUUCUUUAAGUUUUUUUUCUACUUCUGGCAUGGACAAGUAGGGAAAAUCCGUCCACUCCGCUGGAAAAAAAUGCUAUAAAAUUAAUAAAUUACCAAGUUUGAAGGUGAUUUGCUGAAAACUAACGAAGAUGGAGCUCCUCAAAGUCGCGAAAUUUUACAGAAAAAAUUCAGUUCAGUUCAGUUCAGUUCAUAUAUUUUAGUUUGUAUAUAUCAGUUCUCCCUAAAUAUUUUGCCCCCCACCAAACAAACGUCUAUAAAUUUUUGCAACUUUGUGGAGCAGCUAUCGCGUGCUUAUUAGAAAUAUCACUUUCAAACUUGGCAAUUGUAUCAAUUUUAACUGAGGUGCUCUUUCCUGUUGUGUCAAUCGAUUUUUCCUAACAGCUAGUGCAUGUCAAAACUUGAAAAAGCUGUGGAUAGGUCUUUUUUACCCGUAAAGUAUUCUUACUAGCUUCCUAUACCAUGUAUAACAGCGCGCUUUACCCAAGGCUCCUACCAAUAACUAAAAGUGAUUUUGCCUUUCUUUCUUCCUUUCUUUUUUUUUUAUAAAUAGCAAUUUAUUUCUGGCUUACCUCCUCAUAUGUCACCUUGGCAUUUCCGAGCUAUGGUGGAGGCUGGUACCGAAGAGUGUAGCGUCAAUAAGGACUGUCCAAAAGGAAGAUUUUGUGACGUUCACACGUGUAGGGUCUGUGUACACGAGAAUGCAGCUUGCCAUUUUAUAGGUGAGAACAUGUCGGCACCUGUUAAAUCGAGUUAUCACGACGCGACCAUGACAAAUGGCCCUUUGAGCUAUGGCCAUGCAGACAACUUCUCUUAAGAACGCAAACACAUACAAACUUAUUUCUUCAUGGGUUUCGUCCACAAGUGAAGAACGCAAACGAUUGUCUUAAAAGACUCGACCCUCUGAGCAGUUCUUCCUUAUGCGAACAGCCGUGAACGGAUACGUUUGUAUGCAUUUUAUACCAAGUCAAAAACACUCUUGUGGAUAUUGUCUUCUAUUAAUUAAGGGUCAGUAAAUUGCGAAAAUCAGUUCCCCGAGUUUAGUGUAAACUUCAUGAUCACUGCAUGCAACUGUGAAACUUAUACAUUCUGAUCCACAACUGAAAUGUCCUCUGAACUAAAGGACGAAGAAAUGUAUAUAAUAUUUUUUUUCCCAAGGUGUUUCAAGCCGCUAUUAAUUGUUUAUGGUGAUUUGUUCCAUUACUAACUUUCAAUCUUGGAAAACAUCGGCGUGACUUUUUUAGUCCACUUUCCCUGUUCGAUUCUUUUGCUAGCGAACCCAACACUGAUCGUUUUGAUGAUCUAGCUACUAGUAAUCGGUAACAUUUAGCAAGACUAGACCUAGACUAAAAAUCUGGUAGCACUUAGUCUUCGUUACGUUGCUGCUCACGAGAAUUUAAUGGUGCUUAUUUUUGUUUUCUAAACCAAAUUAGGAACGUGUUGCGAGGGCUUCACUUGUCAAUAUGGCCACUGUACUAAAGGUGUAAAGGAAGGAGAGCCCGGAACGUAUUGCGACAGGACCUCGGACUGCCUCGGUAAAGAGUCGUGUUGCGUUCGGGAAAUUUCCAUCAACCCACACACAUCUCUAUGCAAACCACUGCUGGAUGAAUUUGAGUCAUGUGGUCCAAUCAACUUAUUCCAUCACAUUUAUAACGGAGGAAUGGUGGAACCGGACUGCGGGCCGUGCAAAGCAGGACUGCAAUGUAAAAAUGUUGGGUACGUUAUAUGUUGA
This is a messenger RNA of Porites lobata, 2429 nucleotides long. NCBI's taxonomy places the organism in Eukaryota, Metazoa, Cnidaria, Anthozoa, Scleractinia, Poritidae. The record is from the annotation of a GenBank genome assembly.